CUGAGGCCUUCGGAUACCCUUAAACCCUCAGCGGCUCGCCCUGGGCGCUUUCGCUGAAAUUUGCGCUUCGGGCUUCGCUUACCGCGUUUGCGAGUUUUUAGUUUAUAAAGUAAUUUGAAGCAUCAAGUUACUUGCCGCGCACUCAAGCAAGAAAUUGCUUGCGGUUAUCAGAAGCAAUGAAGUUCCAAACUUGCCAAUUGGAGUCACUUCUGACUCAAGUUUUUCUCUUACUUGCAACAUCAUUCACUUCGGGGUGGACUGGGAACAGGCGAAAUGGAUCGACGCCAUACUUUCCAUCGAUGCUAAGGAUAAGCCGUCUGGAAUCCGAACAGACAUCACUUCCUUGCCCCAUCAACAUGGCCCCGAAAGAACCCGUCUCUGUCGUCUGGUUCCACGUGGCAGACGUCAGGCUGAACUUGUAUAGUGGCUUACCUCAAAGCAUGGACACUCAUCGGGAACCGAAGAAAGUUUACGCUUUGGUUGCUCCCGAGCCUUCGCCGACCAAAGUGCUGGGAGCGACCGUUGGACUAGUGGACGGUGCUCACUGGAAGCAACCACCGUGGAUCGGCAGGGCGUUCUUUUCACUGCUCAGUGAUCCACCCGCUUUGCUUCUGAAUCGGCUGGAUCGCUCCGACACUGGAAGUUACGUGUGCAACGUUUCGUACAAAGGUGACAACGUAACCGACGCGGGUGUGACCAUAACGGAGGCCAUCGUGCAUCUGUUUAUAGCAGUUCAUCAGCAGCCACCUGUUAUUAAGGACUCCCAAGGCAACCAACUGCGUGCCAUAGCAGGGCCUUACGCUGCGGGCGACACCGUGAUGCUGACUUGCUCUGUGCCAGCUGCCGGCCACAAACUCACCCUCACCUGGAGGCGGAACGGCCAACCGGUGGGACCACUGUCAGCUACUGUGACGACGCCUAGCGGUAGUUGGGAGAAUCAUCUCGAGCUCGGCCCUUUAUUCCGCGAGGACUUGUUCGCAAACGUCAGCUGCGUGGCAACCAGUGAUAUCACUCUGCCUGCGGAAAGCUCGGUGCUUAUCGACAUGUUCCUGCCGCCUGCCGAAGUCUCCCUCUGGAGCUGGCAUCAUGACGAUGUCGAUGCCUCCAGAUGGGUCAUGGUCGCCCCCUCGGCAACUGGAACUACAUCUUCGGCUAGGGCUUCGACAUCCGUUCUUGAGCCUAAGGCGGGUAUUUCGCACCUCUCCCAAGGAGCAUCUCGGCCACCAAAUGUAGAUGCGGAUUCGGCUGCUGAUUUCUACACUCCGCGCAGCUUCGAGUGCGAGUCAACCGGAAGCCGUCCGCCAGCAAACAUCUCAUGGUUCCUGGACGGAAUGCCGUUGGAUGUGCGCUCGAGUCACACUCGUACCGGAGGCAACGUAACGGCAAGCGUGCUUCUCCUGCCAUCUCAGGUUUACGCGGGAAAGCUCCUUGAGUGCCGGGCCAGCAACGACAAUUUGCGGGAACAUCGAGGAGUGCUCAGUCGCUAUUUGGCUCUGAAUGGGUCAAGCAAGCCAGAAGUGAGCAUCAAGCUGGGUACGGGUCUCAACGCCAGCCGCAUCACUGAGGGAGUGGACGUGUACAUGGAGUGCUCCGUCGUCGGCACUUCAAGAAUCACCGACGUUAAAUGGAGUCGCGACGGCCAAGAGCUCGACGCGGACCUGGCCGAGGGCAUUGUGAUGACUUCUCGCUACUUGGUGAUCCGAGGGGUGACUCCCGGCCACGCCGGAAGCUACACGUGCCGAGUGACUAGCACCCACGGCGACACGGUCGAGAGCACGCCGCUUCUCAUCCGCGUCAGAUACCCUCCCAGGUGUGAUUCCGAGGAAGAUAGCAUCGUGCGUGUUGAGAAAGGCGCUGCCGUAAACGUGACCUGCGACGUGCGAGCCGAUCCUAGCGCAGGCCUACGCUAUUUCUGGCUCGCGGAAAGCGCCGUGGAAGCCACGGAAACCGUGAGGACAAGCCAUCCCGUUCGACCCACGCAAGCGGAUUGGCCGCUCGUGACGGCGUCGAAGCGCCUGGAGAUCAUCGCCAACGCUUCGCUCUUCGAUGCGGCUCUCGCAUGCUGGGCAGAGAACGCCGUGGGAACCCAGAGGAAGCGCUGCCGAUUCAAGUUCGUAUACAAGGGAGAGGACUCGCCCAACCUGAAUUGCACAGUCGGCAAUUACACGGACAGUUCGUUCUCGCUGACCUGUUUCACACCUCUUGCCAAUGGCACGACUACGACGACGUCAACGAGACUGAGACAGCAGCGGCGGCUCCAAGUACAAGUGCUUGACACUAGGAGGGGCAACCGGUCUGAACAGAGCUUCUGGAGCACGGAUCUAGGCCCGAUACUCGUCAACCGACUCCACUCUUCCACCGAAUACUUGGUCGUGGUUCGAAUGCCUCCGGAUGCGACUUUCCGGACCUGGGUUCGCACUCUGGGCCCAGCUCAGACCCUCAUUAGUCAAGGAGAUAUCAAGCGGAACACUCAUGACGGGCGCUGGACACUUGCCCUGAGCGUCGUCGUGUUGGCGUGCAGCCUGGCUGUCACUCUGAUGGCAGGGAUCGGCAUCUACUGCACGCACGCCCGCAGGAAGCAGAUGAGGAAGCGACGGAAGCCACCGGACAGGAGUUUCAAGAGCGACACCAGUUUGAAUGGGCUUGAAGACGUUGACUCUGUGCACAUUGGGGACCACAAGGCCUACGUCGCCACGACGGAUAGCUGCUGACAGCUCAGAGCUCACGUGCUGUAUGAAGUAUACUGAAGUUAGAGCGGUAGCUACUGAUAUCACAAGGAAGAGCUACGGAGAUUUCCUGAUGCGGAAUGCCGUUUGGUGAUGCGCGAAGUAGAUAAGGAAGGGAGCUUCGCGGACGCCUACUCGCAUUGGAGAGUUUUGGAUCGCCCGUAAAGGUAUGAAAGCUUACGGAAUAUAAUGUUAACGGAGCCGUAGACGGCACUGGCAACGCUGGUAGCGACACAUUGUGAUGCGUUGUCAAACCUUAACGCGUGAGAAGUUUUUUAGCAGCGUGGGCUUUCUCGUCGAAGAAAAGAGAAGAAACAAUGUUUUAGUGACCACGUGGCUACAGAAUCUUCAUACCAGCAGCUACGUGUAAUAUGAUUGGUCAGAGUAGUAGUACUUCUAUAUCCGCUCUGGUUAAAUUCUAUGCCACAACAUUGCGCAAACAAUGCGGUUGUUCAAUUUCUUGUCUCCCGUAAAACGUGAAGGGUAAGGCGUUUUACGGACAAUUUAAAUCACUCUAGUGUAUUGCAAUAACGGUGACCGAGGUUCGUGGUCCCUACUACAUGAAGGUUGCUAGCACCAAAACAACCGUAUUUUUCAGAUGAGGUAUCUUUAAAUAACUGCGUUUAAGUACGCGCAGCUCAGGGACUGCUGCGUUGCUUCAAGGAAGCCGGAUUCUGCUACAGAAUGCGACUGCGUGACAUGGGCCUCAUGUGACGCUGUUUAUCUGUAUACGAAUCCUAUACUCUUCGGGAGUAUGCGACGCUUUGACAUACUUUGUCACGAUGAUAGACGGCCACAAUAGUCUGUAUAGCUGCUUCUUUUCUUUUUCUUCUCUCUCUCAUUUUACUUUGCCGUCAUUUCUUCUAACCUUUUCGUGAGCAUGCGAUUGCCUGUGGGAGCUAUCGUCUAAACGCUCCUUUAUUUCCUUAUCUUAGGUCUUUCUGCUUAUCUCUCAGGAUAGGUAUACCGCUGUUCGACUGGGAAACAGAUAAACUCAGAGUACAAUUGAAAUUAGAAUCAAAAACACGAGAUCUAUGCUCAGCUCCAUACCCAAGCCUUGCGAAGUCCUCAUCUCUCUUAUCCGCACUUGCUUCAUUUUUUCGGUACACGUGUGUGCAGGAAAUGCGCACUUCAUGGAGCUAAACGUCCACUAACGAAUGCCCCAGUAGGCGAAGAGGCCAUCCAGAAAGAGUUGCCCCCCUCCAAACUUAAGAAUUAUUAAUGACAUGAUGCGUUAGACAGAGACCCACCCAAGGCGUCUACGCGUUUUCUUUUUUUCUUUGCAGAGACGAGUUCAUAUUACUAUAGGUGAAAGCUGCCCCCGUGCUUCGGCUUACCCUCAUAGUACCUCAUAGUAAAGAAUGCGCCUUAACUUGAAGGCAACGCUUGACUUCAUCUCAUGAAGCCUGGAGUGAACGUGCCCGAGACUUCCAUUGUGUUUCCUUCCGCACGUUCACGUCUGGCUUCACUUAGAGCAAGUCAAGCACGAGCUUCAAAUUCAUGCGCAGUUCAGAAUACGAGGGUUAGUCUCAAAAGAUGUGGUUCCUCUUUGAGUUGCGCACCAAGAAAAAUAAAAACAACUUGCUCACUUUUAUAUCUGCCCAUGGAGAAUACAUUUUUUACGAAAACUGGAAUAAAAUGUUAUUUGAGUGAUU
Molecule: messenger RNA, 4381 nt
Organism: Dermacentor andersoni
Lineage: Eukaryota; Metazoa; Arthropoda; Arachnida; Ixodida; Ixodidae
Product: hemicentin-1-like
Source: RefSeq, a predicted model, not a curated record